This is a messenger RNA of Lobosporangium transversale, 2072 nucleotides long. RefSeq lists its product as hypothetical. Gene Ontology annotation, biological process: regulation of transcription by RNA polymerase II. Bases 149 to 2044 code for a protein of 631 amino acids. The transcript has 4 exons. NCBI's taxonomy places the organism in Eukaryota, Fungi, Mortierellomycota, Mortierellomycetes, Mortierellales, Mortierellaceae. Gene Ontology annotation, cellular component: nucleus. The record is from RefSeq and is a predicted model, not a curated record.
UCCAAUGUAGUCGCUUCAGCAUCACCCAUUCUUGUCUAUUUAUUGCCUCUAUUGUAAUUCAGUACCCUAAACAUCCAAACCAACAACAGUAGCCAAAAUAUAACAAUAACAGUGAGGACGGAUCUGCUCAUCUUUAUAGCAAUUGACCAUGAGCAGCAGCAGUAGUUCAGAGUUAGAUCUAAGCAUCUCACAUCGAUCAAUCAGCAGUGGCACAGACAUCGACACUAUUGACAUUGACAUUGAUAGCUAUAAUCCCGUUAAGAAGAAACGUAAAAUUGUACCAGAAAACAACAAUGACAACCUUGUAAAAGAAACAGUAGAUGCAGUAUCCACAACAGCCACUAGCUUGACGCCUUUAUCGACCAACAAGCUUUCUCAAUAUAAUUCUCUAGUGAAUGAUGAUAAUUAUGAUGGUAAGACAACAAUUGUCUCCACCACGACCACUAUUACUUCAGAACACCAUUCAUUUAAGCGUAGAAAUCCCGAUAACGAAACUAGUAUUCAAAUACAAAACGAAGAUGAAAAAGUAACCAUAUCAGAUCAAGAACCGGUGCAUGAAGUCACAAGUCACCGAUCGUCCAUUUCUUCAAAAAUGUCAUCUUCAUCCAAGGCAAAGCAAUAUAUCUGCCUUUACUCUGGGUGUGGGAAAAAAUAUACCAAGCCGUCGCGGUUAGCUGCACAUGAGCGUUCACAUACGGAUGAACGACCUUAUAGAUGUCUUUAUACAGGAUGUAAUGCCGCAUUCAGGAGAGAAGAUCAUCUUGCGGUUCAUGUUAAAAGUCAUGGAUCGAUACGGGAAUUUCAAUGUAUAAAUCCAGGGUGCACUAAAAGCUAUUACACAAAGGAUAAACUUGCACGACAUGUCAAGACGCAUAACGAACUCGCAAGUCUGUCCAGCAUUGAGAUUUGUACAGCUUUUUUAUCGACUCCUUCAUCACCAGUUCAAUCAUUAUCAUCAGAGACGCCGCCAUCAGAGACGCCGCCAUCAGAGACAUCAUCAUCGGCACUAACACCAAUGCCGGAACUACGUAGAUCCCGAUCUUCUUCCAGCUUACCAACAUUGGUUUCUUCAAUUAAUUCAGAUAACGAGGAUCUGAAUAUAAAGAGUGGUGCUAAACGUGGAUACAGGCGAGAGGCAUCAUUGGACCCAGAGACGUUAAUGAAGGUUGCGGAGGAAAUAAAAAAAGAAAAACCGUACGCAUGUACAUGGGACGGAUGUCAAAUGCGUUUCAAAAAACAUAAGAAACUGAGUGCCCACGUUUGUACGGACCAUGAAGGGCGAAAACCAUAUCCAUGUUUGCAUGAAGGAUGUCAGAUGAGUUUCCAGACUCCAAGCAAGCUUCAGAAACAUCAACUCGUCCAUAAUGAUACUCGACGGUAUGGAUGCGGUUAUCCAGAGUGUAACAGCGUUUUUUCAAAGUGGUCGCUUUUACAGAAACAUAACAAGAUGUAUCACAAGUCAAUGCCCUGCUCCGUCUGUGGCACUGUCGUAUUGAAAACAAAUAUGCGCUCUCAUAUGAAAACCCAUGAUCCUAAUCGACCCGUUAUCCCUUGCACAUUUGAGGGAUGCAGUAAAAUCUUUUCAACUGCAUGGACGCUUACGAGUCAUAUUAAAACUACACAUGAGAAGGAUCUUAAUGCACCCAAGUUCCGAUGCGAAUUUGAAGGUUGUGGAAAGGAGUUUGGAUAUAAACAUGUCCUCAAUAAGCACAUUAACAGAAAGCAUACAAGUCCUUCCCUGAUGAGGAAAAAAAGGAGUGAUGCAAUCCAAGCGACAGCAUUAGAUGAGCUCUUCGGGUUCACAGAAGAGGAUGCACAAGUAAAACUACCCUUUGCAUGCGUUAUACCUGGCUGUCAUAGGCGCUAUCAUCGAGAAGAUCUGUUAAGGCGACAUUUAAACAGUAGUGAACAUCAGAAAGGAAAGCUGACAGGCAUUCAAGUCCUUCAGUCGAUGGAACAGGUUGAAAACCAGACUAUACAGGAAAUGAUCAGCUUACACAUCGACAAUCAAAUUCAAGAUGGCAGUGAUAUUGUUGACCGCUAAUCAUUGAAUGUACGCACCGCACUCUAGC